This is a messenger RNA of Andrographis paniculata, 657 nucleotides long. RefSeq lists its product as uncharacterized. Lineage: Eukaryota; Viridiplantae; Streptophyta; Magnoliopsida; Lamiales; Acanthaceae. The transcript has a single exon. The coding region runs from base 169 to 510 and encodes 113 amino acids. The record is from RefSeq and is a predicted model, not a curated record.
GUUAAUUUUUCAAAUUCUGCCCAGUAACCCUUCCCCUAUAUAUAUACACACACAAAGCCCCUCUCGUUCUCCUACGUAUACACAGAUAUAGAGAGAGAAAGAGCUUAUAUCUAUCUCUAUCUCUAUCUCUAUAUAUAUAUACCAAUUAAUUAUUGUUUAAUUCCGGCCAUGGCGGCGCCGCCGCGGAGGCGCGUGAGGAUUUCGGUGGACUCAGCGUCGUUUGUCUGCGCAGUGAUUCUAACGGCGUUAAUUCUAACGACGAUGAGCGCCGUCGUCGUAAUUAACGGCGGCGGCGGCGUGGAGGCGGUGAGAGGGCGGCGGAUGGCGGAGCGGUCGUGCGAGGAGAUAUAUGUGGUCGGAGAAGGGGAGACGCUGCAAACGAUCGGUGAGAAAUGCGGCGACCCGUACAUCGUCGAGAGAAAUCCCCAUAUCCAUGACCCGGAUGAUGUCUUCCCGGGUCUGGUUAUGCGGAUCCUGCCCCGCCCCAUAUAUAAUAGUCACAGAUUCUAGAAGAAAAUUUAAAUAAAUAAAUAAAUACUUUUUGGUAUGUACUUAUGUGUGUAUUUUGUAUUGUGUUGUACUAUACGGUAUGUAUACUUUAAUAAUAGCAAAAUGGAAAUUAAUAAACACUUAUUUUACGUAAACUUACUGUUGGAA